This is a messenger RNA of Pelobates fuscus (common spadefoot toad), 3762 nucleotides long. It is a transcript of the gene PRRT4, whose product is annotated as proline rich transmembrane protein 4. The coding region runs from base 160 to 2964 and encodes 934 amino acids. The transcript is spliced from 3 exons. The record is from RefSeq and is a predicted model, not a curated record. Lineage: Eukaryota; Metazoa; Chordata; Amphibia; Anura; Pelobatidae.
GUAGUGGAGAUCGUUCCUCUGGAGCUGAAACCAGAUUCACUAUAGAGCGGGUUGUGCACACAGGACGCUACAGCACCAUGGAUCUGGAUGGUUAUUGCUGGCAGAGAAGACUGAGUAUACGAUGAUAUUACUUUUCCCACUUAAUGUUAUUUAAAGAAAAUGAUCAUGGCUUCAUCACAUUGGACUUGUAUUCAAAUCCUCGUGCUGGCUUCUUUGCACCUUAGCUCUCAGGAUGGGAAAGCAACCAAAGAUCCAAACUUACAGCAUGCUAUUCCCUCAAGAGGAUUUGAAUCAAUAACGGAGUAUUCAUCAACACUGGCAUCUGUGUGGCUUCAAAAUAAUGAGGAGUCCUCUUUUAUUCCAAGCCAAAAAGAUGAGCAGGAACCAUUUGGCCCAACUCAUCAUUCACCAAUGUUAGUUUCAGAACACCCACAAACUGAAAUGUUCUUACAAGCCAACACUAAAGCAGAAGACGUUUCUGAUCUGUCAUCUACUCCAGUCCAUCAAGCAACCAACAAAUAUUUAAUGGAAAUGGCCACAAAUGAACAUUCAACUUUGCCUAUUUCUCAGUCAUCACCAUCUGAAUGGUCUGAAGAACCUUCUCAGCUGUCAACUUUAUUUUCUUCUGCUGUAGACAUUACUUUGACUUCUGUCCAGGAGACCACACUGAACUGGGAUACAACUUCACCAUACUCGGUGCUGUUAAAGAUCAAUGACCUUACUGAUCCAAGUGUUACCCCUAGGAGUUUUUCACUAAUGGACUUUAUUUCCUUUACUCCGUCACUAAAAUCUAUCUGGCCUUCACCAGGAUCGGCUUCCCAGCAACCUGAGGUGAAGCCUAGUGAGUACUCCUUUCUAACACUGCCCUCUAACAGAAAGGACAUAGAUGCAAAGUUAGCCACUGAUGAAGAUGCAUUCAGUAUGACACCGAUAAUUCCUGGAGAGAUUCUAGAAGCUUCUACAGAUGUAGAUGACAAUAUAACAGAACAGAUGAAUGAGGAAACGUCUGUCUCCUUGACAUAUGUUGUGACAUCAGAUGCUGUUCUUGUUCCACUUGGCUCCACUUUAGCAGUCGAUCCUCCUGAAUUCUGGGAUUGUGAUUCUAAUCCUGAAAAUUGUAACUUCACAGCUACACUGAGCUCUACUCCAUAUGAAGUAGAUCCUACUGUCAAUGGACGCUCUUCUAUCCUAUCUUCUCCACCAAUCUUCAUUACCCUACACUCUGACUGGAAUACAUCAGUGGCUGAUUGGGGAGUUGCUUGGGAAGCCCUUGUAUAUGGCUCUGUAGGUCUUUUUGGGACAGUGGCUUUACUUGCCCUUCUCUCAUUCUUCUGCCUUGUGUUCCGAUGUCCAUCAGGGAGCUUUUACUUUGCAAUCUUACACCUACUUUUAAUCGCUAUUAGUAGCAGUAGAGCUUUUGCUCUGUUUUAUGAUGCAUAUGGCCAUCAAGACAGACUCCCAGUUUUCACAGCCUUGCUCCUUCAUGACCUGGCCUUUCCAUGCAUGACCUCAAGCUUUGGUAUUGCUUUCCUGUUGCUUUCCUCAAGAUGUCGUUUACAGCAUUCCACCCCCAGAUUUCCUAGACUCUGUAUUCUAAGUGCUGUAGUAUUCCUUCACUUCAUGGUUGCUGUCGGUGCUGUGGUAAUUGUGGAUCUAUUGCAACAGUUUCUAUUUCUACUACUUGUUUCUCGAGGAGUAUAUGUAGUCCUUACUGUUCUACUUUCACUCUCAUUUUUUAUUUUUUAUUGCGUAGUGAAAAACCAAAACACCCAAAUUUAUGACCUCAAGAGCUCUACUCCUCCAACUGAAUAUACCAACGGAUGUCCAUUUGCAGACUCAAAAGAUUGGAACAGGGUGGUUUGCACUGUUUUGGUGUCUGCCUUUUUCGGCCUUUUGAACGCUGGUCUACAAUUAUAUGCAAUGCUCUAUGCAUUGGGUUAUGGAGGAUCUAUUGUUUUUGGUCCUUGGCCUUGGUGGGCUUUCCAGUUGAGUUCUAGUGUUUGCGAAGUGGGCGUGUGCCUUCCCCUUGCUGUAGUAGGUGCUUACCCACUCUUCUGUGCCAACAACAUAGGAAGAACAAACUGCUGGACAAAGCUAUUCCAUCUUUCUCCCAGUCACGUUACAAUGAAGGCACCCAUUUUGGCCUCCAACUCCCAGUGGGCAUCCUCACAGCAUGAAAAGUUGAUCUGUGACACCAUUGUCAGAAGUGACUCUGAGUUCUUCCCACUGUACACACUGGUAGAGAAGCGAAUGAGCGUUGGGGAGGAACUGAGCUUGAUAUACCACAGCAGUAAAAGCCUUGAGGUGCCAGGUCUGAACCUCUACAAUGGUUCAAAGACACCUUCAUUCAUUAGUGUUCAGAUGGACAGUGACUCCACGGUCGAUUUCCGGCCCCCAUCUCCAAUAAACUUGCGCCGCAGCAUUGAUGAAGCAUUAUUCAGUGAGUCACUGAUACCCCAAAGCCUUUUCCAUGGUACUACUUUAUCAAGCAGUUUAUCCCUCACGGUCAGGAGUGCAACACAGCUGGAAGACUGCGUAUUCAAAGAGAAGGCAGCGGACAGGGGGCUUUACAGGACUUCUUCUUGCAUGGAAAUAGAAGCAGGUCUGCCAAUAAUAGAGCCUGCCAUCACCAGCACAAUCAAGCAAGAUACUGCAGGAACCUCUUACCUAGGGACAUGGAAGGGAGAGGAGAGCACCACAAGUUCUCUGUGUAAGAUGUCUCUCGAUGGGUCAUCCCUGGUGCUGUGUUCCAGCCCUGAGCAUGCAGGCACAUUCACUUACAGUUCCGAAAAGAAGCAUGAAUCUAAUCGUCAAUCUCAGGGAGUAUAUCAUACCCUGUCUCCUCCAUCCCAGGAGUCCUUGGAUGUUACAACCAAUACGGAAAACAGCUUAAGAGAGAAUUUAAUAGAUGUUUUUGGACCCAUAGAUUCUCUGAGUGUUGGAAGUGAUACCAUUGACCUUUGAAUGCGACUAACGUUUUGGGAAGAGGACCUAAUGGGACUUAAUGGCUGCAGGGCAUGCUAGUUUGCAGAGCUUUCUGUAAAAGCAAACCAAGCAGAUAUGUAUAUAAUACAUAUUUUUAGGCAGAAGUUGUAUUUAUUUAUCACCAAGAAGUUCUAUUGAUGUACUGGUAAAAAUAUUAUUAUAAAUGUCAAGUAAUUUUUAUUCAUAGUUUUGUUAUUGGUUACCAUAUAUUUCCUAAACUGUGCCAUUGCUUCAACAUAGUACUUUAUAAUGUUUCCAAAUUAUAUUUUAUUAAGAUAAAACUUCUAGUGAUCCUGUGCUGCCCAAAUAUUGAGGAAAUGCUGUAUAUAAAUCAGAUAGCUGGGAGGGUGAAUCAUUUUACAUCAGUGAUAUAAAACAAUAUAAUAUAUUUUUAAGUAGAUUGAUCAUUAAAAAAACUCAUAAUGUUACUAACUGAGCUACAACCCAUCUCUACAGCAACGUUCUAUUAUUCCAUAUAAAUACACCUAUAACAAUUUGUUGGUUACAAACACUAUACACAUUAUAGUACAAGGUUAGGCUACUUUUAAUUAUGCUGGAUGUUUAUUCUGUAUUAUUUCUUUGAAUAACCAUUUUGUUCUAUUAAUCCAUCUCUUAUUCUCCUUCACCCCCAACCAGCGGUUUCCUUAUUUUUUUAACAUUUCUAGAAUAGAUAGUGUUUUUAAAAACAGAUAGUGUUCAGGUCCAGCCAUCUUCACACUACUUUUUCUCAAUUAUAACCCAUUGUUCUUAUUGUACCAAAGUAUAUUUUAUGCUACU